AUGAAUCCGUUCAAUAAUAGUGACAACGAUGACAUGUUUGUCAAUAUGAUGUACGAGUAUUGCACGAACAUGCUAAUGCAACCAGCUCCAGCUCCUUUAUUAAUCAGGCGUGCAUCGUUAAAUAAAGAUCACGAAGAAGGGCACAAACGUUUAGUUCACGAUUAUUUUGCGGAUGAUUGUGUCUACCAGCCAUGCGAUUUCAAAAAAAAGUUUCGUUUGCGGAAAAAUGUAUUUGUUCGGAUAGCCAACGCGGUGGAAAGCAGGUAUGAAUUUUUCCAAAUGAGAUAUGAUGCUAGUGGUAAACGAGGAUUCACAGGGUUGCAAAAAUGUGUUGUUGCAAUUAAGCUCAUCGCAAUGGGAGAGUCUCCUGAUUCGAUUGACGACUAUAUGAGAAUGUUUGAGAGAACUGCAAAAGAAAGUUUGUAUAGAUUGGCGAUGGGUGUUGUCGAAACCUUUGCUGACGUUUAUUUACAUAAACCUUCGUUGAAUGAUAUACAACAACUAUAUGUGGCGCACGAAGAAAGACAUGGUUUUCUUGGGAAGGCACCAGAUGCUCAUUUCACAGUAAAUGGAAAUGAGUACAAGUUUGGGUAUUACCUUACGGAUGGAAUAUAUCCAGCAUAUUCCACAUUCGUGAAAGCAUUUCGACACCCAAUAACACCAAGAGAAAAAAAAUUCAAGAGAAAACAAGAAGGACCACGUAAGGAUGUUGAACGUGCUUUUGGAGUUCUGAAGUCAAAAUAG
This is a messenger RNA of Lactuca sativa (garden lettuce), 744 nucleotides long. RefSeq lists its product as uncharacterized. The record is from RefSeq and is a predicted model, not a curated record. NCBI's taxonomy places the organism in Eukaryota, Viridiplantae, Streptophyta, Magnoliopsida, Asterales, Asteraceae.